Messenger RNA from Uncinocarpus reesii 1704, 1086 nucleotides. RefSeq lists its product as uncharacterized. The record is from RefSeq and is a predicted model, not a curated record. The transcript is spliced from 6 exons. Lineage: Eukaryota; Fungi; Ascomycota; Eurotiomycetes; Onygenales; Onygenaceae. Gene Ontology annotation, molecular function: arylformamidase activity. The coding region runs from base 1 to 1086 and encodes 361 amino acids.
AUGUCUUCUCUCAAAGAUAGACUUGCUCAGGUCACUACCUUCAUGGGUGGCUCCAAGUCUGCCAACGAGCUCCCCUGGCAUCCAGACAACACCAAGCUACCCACACGCAAGAAUUUGCCUUCUAUCCCAGGGGCUCCCGAAGGUGCUGCUUGGGUUUGGGGGAAAGAUGACUAUCUCGGAAGGCUUAACCUUCUCACCCCAACCCGCGUCAAAGCUGCUGCUGCCGAGAUAAAGACCGGAGAAAUGGUACCUCUCAACCUACCCCUUAAUGUUCCGGAAACUCCAGCAUUUGGCCGAGAAAAAUUUGUGCACACCAUCAAGUGUCUCCAUGAGAAUAUCGCGUACGACGACAAGUAUGAGCUUAAUACUCAGAGCGGAACCCAGUGGGAUGGCUUUAGACAUUUCGCCCACAUGGCAACCGAGACAUUUUAUAACGGGACCAAGGGGAAGGACAUCCUCGGCCCGGAGUCAAACGAGAACUGCAGUAUUCAUCACUGGGCUGAUCACGGCAUUGCUGGACGCGGUGUGCUUCUGGAUUAUUGGGCAUAUGCCAAUGCCAACGGUAUGAAGUACGACCCUUACACCUCCCACGCCAUCACAUUCGACGACCUCUAUAAGUGUGGCAAAGCCCAAGGGAUCGAUAUCCGUCCGGAGGCGCAGGGCGGUGAUAUCAAAGUUGGCGAUAUUUUGAUGAUCCGGUCUGGUUUCGUGGAUGCAUAUAAUUCGCGUACACCCGAAGAACGCAGAAGUCUCGCCCUUCGGCGUCACGCGAUAGGUGAGGCAGAUGAACAGAGAUUUGCCGGAAUUGCUCAGGAGGAGGCCGUCAUUGACUGGCUUCAUGACGCCUAUUUUGCCGCCGUGGUGGGUGAUGCGCCCUCUUUCGAAAGAUGGCCAACCCCAAAAGAAUAUUAUCUCCACGAGUAUAUUUUGGCUCUCUGGGGAAUGCCGUUGGGCGAAAUGUGGGAUCUCGAGAGGCUUGCUGCCAAAUGCCGCGAGACCAACCGUUGGUUUUUCUUCAUGACAAGUGCUCCAGCCAAUGUCCCUGCUGGUGUAAGCUCCCAUGCUAAUGCAAUUGCAAUCUUUUAA